This is a messenger RNA of Lodderomyces margitis, 453 nucleotides long. RefSeq names its product Acp1p (gene ACP1). Bases 1 to 453 code for a protein of 150 amino acids. NCBI's taxonomy places the organism in Eukaryota, Fungi, Ascomycota, Pichiomycetes, Serinales, Debaryomycetaceae. Gene Ontology annotation, biological process: fatty acid biosynthetic process. The record is from RefSeq and is a predicted model, not a curated record. The transcript has a single exon. Gene Ontology annotation, cellular component: mitochondrion. Gene Ontology annotation, molecular function: acyl binding; acyl carrier activity.
AUGUUUAGAAACAUCGUAUCAAAAUCAUUGAGAACUGCCAAUAGGUCAUUAUUCACAUCAUCAUCUGCCCAACUCAUAGCUUUCAAGUCCAUGCCAUCAGUGGCUCAAUUGAAAUCAUCACCAGUUCAAAAACAACAUCAACAACAACAGCAAACAAACCUCAACUUUGUUCGUUCAUAUGCUGGAUUCCCAGCAUUAACUAGAGACGCCGCCAAGGAAAGAGUUAUAGAAUUAUUAGAAGGGUUUGAUAAAGUAGACACUGCCAAGAUUGGCGAAAUUGCCGAAUCAGCCAGCUUUGUCCAAGAUUUAGGGUUGGAUUCAUUGGAUGUUGUUGAAGUAGUUAUGGAAUUGGAACAUGAAUUCAAUAUACAAAUACCUGAUAGUGAAGCUGAUUCAUUAAAGACUGUCGGUCAGGCUAUUGAUUAUAUUUUGGCUCAGCCUGAUGCUUGUUAG